CACCGCUAGGAGGAGAGGGGCGUGGCGGGACUGGAUUGCUAGCUACAGUUAGCAUCCCAUCCAGAGCCGACGCUGGCGGGUUGAUAGCAGUAAGCUCAACCCUUAGCACUCCGGCGGCUCGUCUCACCUCACCACGACCUCAGCGGUACUGGGACAAUGUUGUCAACACGACGGAGUACUUCCACACCUCACCAGCUAGCGACUAGCGUGUAGCCCUCUAGCGGGUUAGCCUUUAGCUUAUAGCCCUCUAGCGGGUUAGCUGUUAGCCGUUAGCUUUGUCGCUAAAAACAAGUAAAAGCAGCGGCGAGUCUCACGGUUCGUCACCAUGGAGACCAACGUGACGAAGAGACGCGACAACAAGAAGGCCCUGAGAGUGAAGGUCAUCAGCCUGGGCGACGCCGAGGUUGGCAAGAGCUGCAUCAUCAAGCGCUACUGUGAGAAGAGAUUCGUGCCGAAGUAUCUGGCGACGAUCGGCAUCGACUAUGGUGUCACCAAGGUUCAGGUUCGGGACAGAGAAAUCAAAGUUAACAUCUUUGACAUGGCCGGUCACCCUUUUUUCUAUGAGGUGCGUAAUGAGUUCUAUAAGGACUCCCAGGGCGUGGUCCUGGUCUACGACGUGGGGGCCCGGGACAGCUUCCAGGCUCUGGACGGCUGGCUGGGGGAGAUGAAGCAGGAGAUGGGCUCCCAGGCCAACAUGGACACCAUCGUCUUCAUCGUCUGCGCCAACAAGGUGGACCUCACUAAGCGCCGCGUGGUGGAUGAGGGCGAGGGCCGUCUGUGGGCGGAGUCCCGGGGGUUCCACUACUUUGAGACGUCGGCUCAGAGCGGAGAGGGCGUCUCCGACAUGUUCCAGGCGUUCUUCUCGGCCAUCACAGACAUGUGUGAGAACGGGGGCCGGCGUCCGGCCGUGCCCGAGGUCAGCGUGGGCUUCACCAAGGAGCAGGCCGACACCGUGAGGCGCAUCCGCAACAGCAAGGACUCCUGGGACAUGCUGGGGGUCAAGCCGGGGGCCGCGCGGGAGGAGGUGAACAAGGCGUACAGGAAGUUGGCCGUACUGCUCCAUCCUGAUAAGUGCGUCGCCCCCGGCAGCGAAGACGCCUUCAAGGCCGUGGUCAACGCACGCACCUCCCUGCUGAAGAACAUCAAAUAACACACACACACACACACACACACACACACACACACACACACACACACACACACACACACACACACACACACAUCCAAUAAUAAGACUACGUGUUAUGUGUCUCGCCAUUGAUGAUGACAGCCAAUCACUGGCCUUGCUCCACUCAAUCGUAACCUACUUUGUUGGCCCCGCCCAUGUCAGGGCUCCGCCCACGUGCAUGUUCGUGCCACGUCCUGGCUCCGCCCACCUACUGGCUCCGCCUACGUACUGGCUCCGCCCACUUACUGGCUCCGCCCACGUCUUGGCUCUUUUCGAGACGUGAGGAUGGCAUUUUUUAAUGGUUAUUUAUUAAUAUUUAUGUACAUCUACCUCUGCUAUUUAUUAUUAAUAUUUAUAUAAAUUUACAUCACAAGCUUCAGUCAUGUCUCUAAAUAUUAUGAGUAAUUAAUAUUAUAUAUAUUCCAUAUUAAUCUAUCUACUUUUCUUAUACAUCAAUACAUUUAUAUAAUAUACUUUUGAUAUUAGUAAUUAAUAUCUAUAAGCAUCUUUGUCUUUUAUUUAUUUAGAAGCUUCAUUCAUGUCUAUUAUUAUAAUUUAUCUAUCAAUAUAUUUCAUGAUUUGGUUGUUUAUGAAGGGGUUCUUCAUAUUAAUAUUAAUUAUUCAUAUUAUUAAUUCUAACCCCAUUACUAUAAUAUUAUUCCAAUAUAUGUUUUCUUUAUAACUUGUGUGUUUAUGAAUCUACAGGGCUAAAUCUACUCUGUAUUAACUAAAGUUUAUUAAUAUGUUUGUAUUAUUAAUAAUAUCUUUAAUUUAUCUAAAAAAUAUUAAUAAUGAAUAUAGUUAUAAUUCUACAUCUGUUAUUACUUAUGUUCAUUAAUAUGGAACGUAUAUAAUAUUAAUAAUAAUAAUGUUUAUGAUUAUAUAUAAGAAAUAUUCAUGAAUUUAUUUAUAAAUCAACAUGUUAUCUACUUUGGUUCUUUCAUUUGUAAAUAUCUAAUUAUUAAUAAUGAGUGGUAUCUAAUAAGAAUAAUGAAUAUGUAUAUUCCUGUUAUUUAUUUAGCAGGUCUUCUCGUGUGUAUUAUAUAAUUAUGAAUACGAUAUUUGUGUGUGUGUGUGUCCGGUGGUGAUUAGUUGUGGUCAGAGCUUUCAUCACGUGCGCGCUCAUGUGCUGAUGGUAGGGAAGCAUGAAACCUUUUGACAUGAGAGCACACACACACACACACACACACACACACACACACACACACACACACACACACACACACAUUGCAGCUGGUGUGUCUAACAGUGUUGGUUGCACUUUAAUGUGUCUGUCCGUUGGGCUGGGGGGGGGGUUGUCGUGGGAGACAGUCUGCAUGUUCUGUUUGGAAUAAUAAAAACAAUCUUCUCUUAA
Molecule: messenger RNA, 2522 nt
Organism: Gadus macrocephalus (Pacific cod)
Lineage: Eukaryota; Metazoa; Chordata; Actinopteri; Gadiformes; Gadidae
Gene: dnajc27
Product: DnaJ (Hsp40) homolog, subfamily C, member 27
Exons: 7
Coding region: 326-1150 (274 amino acids)
Molecular function (GO): GTPase activity; GTP binding
Source: RefSeq, a predicted model, not a curated record